Molecule: messenger RNA, 4465 nt
Organism: Otolemur garnettii (small-eared galago)
Lineage: Eukaryota; Metazoa; Chordata; Mammalia; Primates; Galagidae
Gene: SYNPO2
Product: synaptopodin 2
Exons: 5
Coding region: 218-3976 (1252 amino acids)
Biological process (GO): positive regulation of actin filament bundle assembly
Cellular component (GO): Z disc; actin cytoskeleton; nucleus
Molecular function (GO): actin binding
Source: RefSeq, a predicted model, not a curated record
UAUUUAACUAAAGAACACAUUCUAAAACACUGCUGGGAAAAUACCUAAAAACAAAAACCAAGAUUUGUCCAUUCUAGAGCCUUGUGGAUCAAGGCUUUCCGCAUCACAUGGCCAGCUAACCAGGAGCAGAUUGAAAGAACAGAAAGUAGGAAGGGACUUUCAUCUAAGAAGCUCCCCACAUAAAAUACUAUAAGGUCCAGAUGGCAGAACCUUAAAUAUGUGUGCGUGGUGGUGUUUGUACAGGAUGAACCCUGACUUUGAAGGUUUAAGAAGAAAGAUUCGAAACCAAAGCAAAGCCUCCGGGUCUGGGCUCUGUGAGGGAGAUGAAGUGGUUUCUAUCAAUGGCAACCCCUGUGCAGACCUCACAUACCCUGAAGUCAUCAAGCUCAUGGAAAGCAUAACAGACUCUCUCCAAAUGCUCGUCAAAAGACCAUCCGGUGGAAUGAGUGAGGCUUUGAUCUCUGAAACUGAAAACAAGAACCUCGAGCAUCUCACCCAUGAGGGGUAUGUGGAAAGUACCACCCUGCAGAUUCAACCAGCCACAAAGACCCAGUACAGAGAGUUGGUCAUCACCCCAGUUAAGAGUGCAGUUCCCUUAGCUGAGGACCAAGGAAGUGGUCCUGGUUGUACAGAGAACUUAAAAGCAGAAACAAGCCUGUGCUUCCAAAGGGCUUCCCAAACGCCUGACUCCCAACCAGGACUCUUGGCAGAAGAAGUUAUCUUAAGGGAGAAGGCAGAAGCGGGGCGGCCAUCGCAAGUGAUCGAACUACAACUGUCUCUUUCACAGGAGAGAGACAAGGACACUAGCGGCCCCACAGUAACUCUCUUGGGAGCUGAAAAAUCUAAGUCUCCUGACCCAGAGCCUAAUUUACAACAAGACAGAAUUGUCCACAUAAAUUCGGUCCCUCCUCAUGAGAAAGCAGACCCUUCUGUGAGGUCCAGUAAGAUAAUCCAGAUCUCCAGCGGCAGAGAGUUGAGAGUGAUCCAAGGCAGUGAAUCAGGAGCCGCGAGGUUGCCCCGGGUGGAAGUGCUCCUGGACUGCUCUGACAGGCAGAAGACAGAAGGGUGCAGGCUUCAGGCAGGAAAGGGGUGUGUGGACUCUCCAGUGGAAGGAGGGCAGUCAGAAGCACCUCCUUCUCUGGUAUCCUUUGCCGUCUCAUCAGAAGGCACAGAGCAGGGAGAAGAUCCACACUCAGAAAAGGAUCACAGCAGACCUCACAAGCACCGAGCGCGGCACGCACGGCUCAGGAGGAGCGAAAGCUUGUCAGAAAAGCAAGUGAAGGAAGCCAAGUCUAAAUGCAAGAGCAUCGCCCUUCUCCUGACAGACGCCCCCAACCCCAACUCCAAGGGGGUGUUGAUGUUUAAGAAGCGCCGGCGGAGGGCCCGCAAGUACACCCUGGUCAGCUACGGCACCGGCGAGCUCGAGCGCGAGGCCGAGGACCAGGAGGAAGGGGACGGCGAGGACCCCUGCGAGGGAGCGUUUCUGGGCACCAGCGAGUCGGAGGUGGACGAAGAGCUCUUGUCCGACGCCGGCGACAGCACCCAAGUUGUGAACUUCGACUGGGAUUCCGGACUGGUGGACAUUGAAAAGAAACUGAACCGAGGGGACAAGAUGGAGAUGUUACCGGACACCACCGGCAAGGGAGCCCUCAUGUUUGCCAAGAGGAGGGAGAGGAUGGAUCAGAUCACGGCCCAGAAGGAAGAGGACCGGCUGGGUGCCGUGCCCAGCCGAGAGCCGGACGCCGCCCAGAUGGACGGCCUGAGAACCACGACUUCCUACCAGAGGAAGGAGGAGGAAUCGGUGCGCACGCAGAGCUGCGUGAGCAGGAGCUACAUCGAGGUGAGCCGCGGGCCUGGCCACGUGCCCCAGCAGAACGGCUUCAGUGGGGCGCCCGAGGUGGCCACCGUGCAGAGGAUGCCCCCGACCAACAGGACGGCCAGACCCUUCCCGGGGUCCGUGCACCAGCCAGCGGCCCCCUUCUCCCCAGCCCGCACCCCGGCGAGCCCGGUGGCCGACUUCCCUGCGCCCCCGCCGUACUCUGCGGUCACCCCUCCACCCGAAGGCUUCUCCCGAGGGCUGUCAAGCCCCGUCGCUGGGCCGGCACAGCCCCCUCCAUGGCCCCAGCCCGCCCCCUGGUCCCAGCCAGCCUUCUACGACUCGUCUGAGCGAAUAGCUUCCCGGGAUGAGAGGAUCUCGGUGCCUGCAAAAAGAACAGGGAUACUGCAGGAGGCCAAACGGAGAAGCACCACGAAACCCAUGUUUACUUUUAAAGAGCCCAAAGUGAGCCCGAACCCUGAACUCUUGUCACUCCUUCAAAAUUCAGAGGGCAAACGGGGCACUGGGGCUGGAGGUGAUUCCGGACCGGAAGAGGACUACCUCAGCCUGGGAGCCGAGGCUUGCAAUUUCAUGCAAAGCUCCUCUGCUAAACAAAAGACCCCUCCUCCUGUUGCUCCAAAACCAGCGGUCAAGUCCUCAUCCUCCCAGCCAGUAACUCCAGUUUCCCCAGUCUGGUCUCCAGGAGUGGCUCCAAGCCAGCCUCCUACUUUCCCGGUGUCAAACCCAUCGCAGGGCACUGUCGUCUCCUCCAUCAAAAUAGCCCAGCCUUCCUACGCUCCUGCCCGGCCCGCCAGUGCUUUGAACCUGUCCGGUCCCUUCAAAGGACCACAAGCAGCAGUAGCCAGUCCGAAUUACACACCUAAGCCAACAGCUCCUACCCUGACAGUCAACCCUGCUCAUGCUGGUGCAGUGGGACCAUCCAAUGAGCUUCCAGGAAUGAGUGGGAAAGGAGCCCAGCUCUUCGCCAAAAGGCAGUCGAGAAUGGAGAAGUACGUGGUGGAUUCGGACACAGUGCAGGCCCACGCUGCUCGAGCCCAGUCUCCCACUCCGUCUCUACCCGCCAGUUGGAAGUACUCCUCCAAUGUCAGAGCACCUCCCCCUGUGGCCUACAAUCCCAUCUACUCCCCUUCCUACCCACCAGCUGCUCUCAAGUCUCAUUCACCAGCCGCACAGGCCUCCAAACUGGGCAAGAAAAAGGGCAAGAAACCCCUCAAUGCUCUGGAUGUCAUGAAGCACCAACCCUAUCAGCUCAAUGCAUCCUUGUUUACUUUCCAACCUCCAGAUGCAAAGGAUGGCCUCCCCCAAAAGUCAACAGUCAAGGUCAAUUCAGCCCUGGCCAUGAAGCAAGCUCUUCCUCCACGACCAGUGAACGCUGUCUCUCCUCCAAACGUGCAGGCUUCCUCGGUGUACUCAGUACCAGCCUAUACCUCUCCACCUUCCUUCUUUGCAGAGGCCACCUCACCAGUCAGCGCGUCACCAGUGCCUGCCGGCGUUCCCACCUCUCCGAAGCCGGAAUCAGCCUCCUCAUCUUAUUUUGUGGCACCACGGCCAAAGUUCUCAGCCAAGAAAAGUGGUGUCACUGUUCAGGAGUUUGGGCGCUCCCUCUCUCUCCCCGGAAGAUCAGUCCCACCCACCAUUUCUACAACAUCUCCCUGGGUAUACCAGCCCGCGUACAGUGACUCCAGCAAACCGACUGACCGACUAGAGAGAGCAAGCAAGAGACCCACGCCUUGGGAAGCGGCGGCCAAGUCCCCUCUGGGUCUAGUGGACGACGCCUUCAGACCCAGAAACAUCCAGGAAUCCAUUGUGGCAAACGUGGUCUCGGCAGCUCGAAGGAAGGUGCUCCCAGGGCCCCCAGAGGACUGGGAUGAGACACUGUCCUACGUUCCCCAAUCCCAGAAGGCCAACAGGAGCGCGUGCGGAAGGCAAGAGUAUGAUAACCCGUCUGCUAACCCGCAGUACGGGGCACAGCUAUCUGCUAACCCGCAGUACGGUGCACAGCUGCCCUGCGUGUAUUACAGGCAGGGCCCCAGAAAUGACUCUGAAGGGCUGGCCCUGGAGACCAGGUCUGAUUACUCUGUGCCAGGAGCUGCUUACAACUACAACCUGCACCCACGUGGAUGGAGACGCCAAACAUGAAUGUCCCAACCAACCCCGGGCCAGCUAUUUUUUUUUUUUUAUGUUCCUUUGUAGGGCUUUUUACCUUUUUAGUAGAUUUAAGUUCACGUUUGUUUGUGGCUUGUUCUCACAAUCAUAUUUCUGAGUCUCUGUGUGUGAGUGUACAUGCACAUGUGAGUGUGAAUCACUUCCUUGUCGCCUAGUGUACAGAGACUGUCUCUGAAGAAAAGAAUUACUCCCGGCCUUGAUGUGCUGGCACUUACAUGUAAUUCACAAUCUUAGUUCCUUUAAUAUGAGGGUAGUCUAUGCCACUAAAUUCUACGCAGUUAAAAUGAAACUAAAUAUUUGUUCCACGUGCCUAGAACCAGGAAGGGACUAGGAUACGGUGUGCUAAUUAUCAUUCUCUGUACUAGCAAGACAUAUACCUAAUGUUAGAGAAAUUGUCAGAGGGAGCAGGGCAGUGAGUAAUAAUUAUUCAAAAAGUUUUCUUCCGUGUUAUUUUAGGCAUCU